CAAUCAGAAGAUGGCCUCGCUGCUCUGUCAUCAGCUUCUGAUUGAGGAAGGCUCUGUUUUUGUGCUCUGUUUGUGGAAGCUUGAUAAAAUGCCAGGUCUCUGCAGCCUCUGGGGAGAGCCCAACUUCUCUAUGAUGCGAUCGAUCGCGCUUCAUCCUCAUUAAUACAAUACGCUGGCUUCAGGAGCGAAAGGGGUGAUUGCCGUCUGCUUGAUAUUCCUCCUUCAGUGAUCUUAUUGUGGGCAAGGGGAUUGUAAGAGAGCACUGUUAGACGUAUUCUUGCUGGAGCUUCCUUAUCCCACAUUUGCAUUUGAUCGUUAAGGUGAUCCAGUGGGAAUAUCAGACCUCCAUGUACGACAACUUGUACCUGCAUGGAUUUGAAGACUCAGAGGCGGGUUCCGCCGAUUCCUACACUAGCAGACCAUCCGACUCAGAUGUCUCUCUGGAUGAGGAGCAGGGCGGACGCCAGGAGAAAGAACAGCAGGCCACCGUUCAGCUGGAGAGGGCAAAGGCCAAAGCAGUGGCCUUUGCCGUGAGGACAAACGUCAGCUACUGCGGUGCCCUGGAUGAGGAUGUUCCUGUCGCUGGGACUGCCAUUUCCUUUGAUGCUAAAGACUUCCUUCACAUCAAGGAGAAGUACAACAAUGACUGGUGGAUUGGGCGACUGGUGAAGGAAGGCUGUGAUAUCGGUUUCAUCCCCAGUCCCUUAAAACUAGAGAACAUUCGCUUACAGCAAGAGCAAAAAAGGGGCCGCUUCCAUGGGAAGUCCAGUGGGAACUCUUCUUCCAGUCUGGGUGAAAUGGUGUCAGGCACCUUCAAGCCCAACCCUGCUUCAGCAGGUAAACAGAAACAGAAAGUGGCCGAGCACAUUCCUCCAUACGAUGUGGUCCCUUCCAUGAGGCCGGUGGUCUUAGUUGGCCCAUCACUUAAGGGAUAUGAGGUGACAGAUAUGAUGCAGAAAGCGCUCUUUGACUUCCUGAAACACAGGUUUGAAGGCAGGAUAUCAAUCACAAGAGUCACCGCAGACAUCUCUUUGGCCAAGAGAUCUGUGCUGAAUAACCCUAGUAAGAGAGUCAUUAUUGAGAGAUCCAACACCAGAUCCAACCUGGCGGAGGUUCAGAGUGAAAUCGAGCGAAUUUUUGAAUUGGCCAGAUCCCUUCAGCUGGUUGUGCUGGAUGCCGACACGAUCAACCAUCCAGCCCAGCUCAUCAAGACUUCUUUAGCUCCCAUUAUUGUCCAUGUCAAAGUGUCUUCUCCCAAGGUGUUGCAACGGCUGAUCAAAUCACGAGGGAAGUCUCAAAGCAAGCAUUUAAAUGUACAACUGGUGGCAGCAGACAAACUAGCUCAGUGUCCUCCAGAAAUGUUUGAUGUAAUUUUGGAUGAGAACCAGCUGGAGGAUGCAUGUGAACAUCUGACCGAGUAUCUGGAGGCCUACUGGCGUGCAACUCACACUUCUCUCAGCACUCCUCUGAACCCUCUGUUGGGACGCAAUCUGGGCUCCACUGCACUCUCACCGUACCCCACAGCCAUCUCUGGACUACAGAGCCAAAGAAAUAAAAACAGCAAUCACAUCAGCGACAACUCUCCGAUGGAGCGACGCAGCUUGAUGACGUCUGAUGAGAACUACCACAACAACGAGCGGCAAAAGAAGAGUCAUAACCGCCUGUCCUCCAGCUCCCAGCAAAGUCGAGACCACUACCCUCUGGUAGAGGAGGAGUACCAUGAUCCCUAUCAAGACACGUACCAACCUCACCGCAACCGGGGCUCCCCCGGGGGCUACAGUAACGACUCGCGGCACAGACUCUGAACAUCCAGUCCACUACAGCCAGAGCUAUGAGAUCAAUUUCAUCUAAUUGUGUAAACCCUUUUCUGAAAAUGCAGUGCAUUGCUUUCACUCUGACACAGGUCCCCAUAAAUGGGUCAUCUUAACUGAAAGCAAAAUCCGAGCACCCGGUCCAUCUAUGUAAGGCAGUUGUUUUGCAGCCCUUGCGCAUCUCUUGUCAGGCAGUUGGAGUUGCUGAUUUUAUCUGCAAUGGCUGAGAUAAGUAGCUCUUUUGGAGGAGUGACAGCUAUAGUACCUUCUGGUCCAUCCAGUUUCUCCUUGUAGAGGCCUAAGCCCUGCAAUUAAUUGCUAACCUAAAAGUCCUGCACUGUCUAGAUUUGCAGGACGUUUUGUGAUGGCAUGCUAAUUUUCAUCCUGAACUAGUCCCAGCAUGCAGAAAUGCUCAACAGUGCCAAGACCCAAUCAGCACAGAGCCUUUUUUGCACAAUUUCAGUAGCCAAUGGAAGUGUCAUGCAUUCACCGUUCUGUUUCUUCCUGUUUUUGUAUUUAUGUUAGAUGGUCUCUUAUUUUGCCCAAACAGCCUCAGGUACGAAACGGGAAUGCUUCAUAGGUGCCAAAAUCCAAGGGGUUUCUUUUCCAACAGUCUAUUUUCAUAAUGAUCUCUACAGACAGUGUCAACAGACACUUUUUUUUCUGAGCAAAAUACAAAGGAUAACAUAUUAUCCUUUUUUACGUACACCAUAAUGCCUAUAGUUCACUCAGCGCUUCGCCCAGGCCUAAAAGUGGGAUGUUGUUGCAAAAAAUUACACCAGAGCACCAGUAUCAGGUCGAUUUGAUCAUUUUAAAUGACUCCAUUACUUAGUAAUAGUAAAUAAAUGAAUCUCAUGAAACCUUACAAGAUUUAAAGAUUAUAUUUCACCCAAAAAGUCAUAUAAAUAUAAACAAUAUAAAUACAGUAAAGCCUGUUUUAGGACCCUUAAGACUCAAAUUGUGACAUUAUUUUCAUAAAAAAAUAAUAAAAAAGAAUCAUCCCCUUCUCUAUUUUAAUUGCUGCAAUAAAAAACUACUAUUUUUUUGUUUGUUUACAUUGUAAAUAAUUAUUCAUCAUGAUGGUGUUUGUUAAAUUUGAAUAAUUACAUUAAAUAGUAUUAAACAGAAAAAUGGGUUAAAAAUACAUAUGGAAAUUCAUAAGAAUUAAAAGGGUCAGUUGUGAUUAAUUAUCAUUAAAAUAAUAGUAUUAUAAUAAAAAUUAAAAACUUGUCCAAAUCAACUAUAUUUUCUUUAUGCUAUAUAUGUAUUUUAUUUAUUUAUUUAUUUAUUUACUUUUGUUAUUUUUGGUGAAAUGUGACCUGAGCAUGUUUUGUGAGAUUCUCAGGGGUUUUGUUGAGCUCAUAUGACACUCUUGAUAGAAACAGCGCAGUAGCCUGUGUCAUUGAAAUAUAUGGCAGCUGAGUGGAAAUCAGUUAUGUCACUGAGGGAGUGUUUACACAACACAACUUUUAACAAAAAAUUAUAAUCUUAAUAAUAGGUUAAAAAUAGGAAUUGUUAAGCAUGUUGGCCAUUUAUUUACAAAAAAGGCCCUGAAAAUGCAACCUUUGGAAAUCAAAGUGGACGUUUUAAAAAACGUAACUAUUAUCACGUCUGUGUAAGCUAUAAAAAAAAAAAAAAAACAUGAAUUUGUUAUAACAGUGAUGCGCAAGAGUAUUACGUGUUUGCACAGUGUUUCUCUACAAAGUGAGAUUGCCAACUACUGGCCUGGCAUGCAUAAUACAGCAUUUUUUGUUAUUUUAGCAAAUCCUUGUGAACAGGGAUCAUUUGGAUAAUGAUGUCAUCUGUACAAAAAACAUUUUCAAAAACGCAAAACUUUUCUGUUUUUAGUACACUCUUGUUGUGUAAACCUACCCGUAGUCAGGUCUGUGGAUCACCAUAAAGUUAAUCUGUUCUAAUAAGCUUUAUGAAACAAGUCAUUGAUUAUUAUGACUACUAGUCUCGAACUAUUUAGUGUAUGCCUGACCUAUAGUAUAGUUAGUUACUGGUUGCCGUAGCAGAUACACUAUGUAUUGGGGUUAAAAUUAGACGUUAGACUAAGAUACAACAUAAAAACUAUAAAAGGAAAAAUUCAUUUUUUUAUUUUGUAUUCAUUUUUUUAGUUGUUUUCAUCAAGCCUGUAUGGAAAAGCUGUUCACACACACUGAAGUGCUCGGAUGAACAAAUCAGGUGUCAUUCCUGCCUUUGCAUGUGCAAAACUACUUUCUUCUGCUGGCUUACAUGAUUAUGACAAAAAAGCAUCACAUUUUUUCUAUUGUAUUAGAUAUUUCUUCAACUCCAUUGUCAUUUAUUCAAUGAAAAAUGCUUAAUGAUGUUUGUUGAACAGUCCAGACAAUGCUUGAAUCGAUGUUAGCAAAGUUAUUUCAAAGUUGUCUGGAUCUUGACAUUUGCAUUUUUCUCAACUCAUUUCUUGGUACGGCAAAUCGCAAAAAUUUCCGCAAUCUGACCUGAUUGCCUUAAUUGUGUUGUGUUGUACAGUUUUUCCUCUCACGGAGAUCGCUGUUGUGUGUUCGUAAUGCUCAGAGAGAGAACAAAAGCAGUGUUGACAUCAGUUUAUAGGUACUGUGUUGCAAAAAGCAUUUGGUCCAUAUCUUUCAGUGGCUUCAUAUAGUUAAGGUUUAAUCAUAUCUUAGUGUUAAUACUAUUUGUUUGGUGUGGAAAUGAUUGGAUUUAUCCAGUUUCCAUUCUGCUGUAAGUUCUACCUGUGAGCGAUAGUAAUAAACUACUGGAUUUGUCGCGAGCAGAACCAGUAGGAAAGAAACUCUGUCUGUCUGUAGGCUAUUUUCAGUGUAAACAGUAUGUAGCAUUAGAAAGCAUUCAGUAAACGUUUUUGAAACGUUUCUUGCUGCAGUUGAGGGGUCAGUAGAAGUUAAUGGAGUUUGGGUAAAGUGUCCUUAUUCUCUGAUCACUGCCACCCCCAUUUCUCCUGCCCACUCCACUGUCUGUGUGCAAUAUUUCAUAAACUAUAAACUACUUUGAGCAUACUAAUCAUUUGUCUUGUUUAACAUUCUCUGAAUCAUAUAGAAUAUGAGGAUUCACAUUAUAAAUGUAUAAAGAGCUAAUUGGGAACCAGUUGACAGUAUUGUUCUGAAAUAGUAUUCAUAUUAUAUUAUUAUUUAUUAUUAUUUUAGAAGUUAAUCAGUUAAUCUAGACAUUAUUUGGUCUCCUUAUGAAACCUCCUAUUUGUGGAUAUCCUCAAAUUACCUGAUAGUUAAUAUAUAUAUACAUAUAUACAUAUAUUUCUCCCCUACAAGUACAUAACUUUUUUGUAAAGAAGUACAAAUUUUGGUGUAUUUUCGCAUAACCUUAAGGUCCUUUGGUCACCUUUAAUGUCAGUUAAUGUAGCCAAUCCUCAGGACCAACAUUGCUGUUGUUAUUAGUAUUAUUAUUAUUAAUAUUAUUAUUAGUAUUAUACAUUCCCUGCCAGUAAAUGUAUGCCUUAACUUUAUAAUAAGGUACAUGUUAGAUUUUUUUUAACUUUAGCAAACAGAAGGAUUCUUUCUAUGCCUCUUUUUGAGAGCUCUGUGGAUCUAAUUUAUUUAAAAGUGUGUUAAGCAUUUUCAUCCUAUAUGUAGUUUUAAAUGGCAUUCUGUGAGUGGUAAAUUGUCAACAAUUGAUCAGAAUUCAUUCAUUUUGUGAAACAAUGUACUUCCUAUAUCCACUGCCCCUAUAAAACAAUUUUCCCUUUUGUUUCAUGCAAUGGCAUGUUGGUAAAAGACGAUGAAAAAAUAAUCCAAAAUAAGUGAUAGCCAUUUACUAUGCAAAUGUGUACAGUGCUGCAUGCUAAUGCUUUAUCUGCCUCUGCAACUUAAUGGCUUCAAAUGGAGUUCAAAUGGAAUUGUGGGUAUUACUUGUGCAGGACGGUAUUUGAGAGAAAUACAAAACUGCAUGCAUAUUAUUCCAUUUGCAUCGUCAGAUUAAAGGGACACUAUAUGGUUCUGGGAAACAGAUGUGUAAGAUUUAGUAAGUUUUCUUUUGUAAAAUAAAUUUGAAUGUCAAAAGAGUG
Molecule: messenger RNA, 5835 nt
Organism: Carassius gibelio (silver crucian carp)
Lineage: Eukaryota; Metazoa; Chordata; Actinopteri; Cypriniformes; Cyprinidae
Product: voltage-dependent L-type calcium channel subunit beta-4
Exons: 13
Coding region: 348-1805 (485 amino acids)
Biological process (GO): calcium ion transmembrane transport; regulation of voltage-gated calcium channel activity; chemical synaptic transmission
Cellular component (GO): voltage-gated calcium channel complex
Molecular function (GO): high voltage-gated calcium channel activity; protein binding
Source: RefSeq, a predicted model, not a curated record